Messenger RNA from Aphanomyces astaci, 2125 nucleotides. RefSeq lists its product as hypothetical. The transcript has 6 exons. Gene Ontology annotation, cellular component: intracellular anatomical structure; nucleolus. The record is from RefSeq and is a predicted model, not a curated record. Lineage: Eukaryota; Oomycota; Saprolegniomycetes; Saprolegniales; Verrucalvaceae. The coding region runs from base 30 to 2057 and encodes 675 amino acids. Gene Ontology annotation, molecular function: ATP binding; RNA binding. Gene Ontology annotation, biological process: positive regulation of transcription by RNA polymerase I.
GUCACCCGCCACGACAUACAUUUUCGACGAUGGCUUCAACCGUUAUUGGCGGCGGCGCGAUCGCGUCCAAGAAGCGGCAAUGGGAAGCUCAGCAGUCCAUGAAGGAGGUACGGGAGUCGUUGCCGAUCUACUCGUGGAAGAAGAACAUCCUCGACAGUCUUCGGACGCAUCGCGUGCUCAUCCUCGUGGGGGAAACCGGGUCCGGCAAGACGACGCAGCUGCCGCAGUACAUCCUCGAGAGUCACAUGACAGCACCGCACAAGCGCAUUGCUGUGACCCAGCCUCGUCGCGUGGCCGCCAUCACCGUGGCGCAGCGGGUGGCAGCCGAAAUGAACACAACGAUCCCGAAUGGCCCCGUGGGGUACUGCGUUCGGUUCGACGACACGACGUCGCCUGCCACGAGACUCAAGUUUAUGACAGACGGCAUGCUCGUGCGAGAAGCGCUGCUCUUCCCCGAUCUGGCCAACUACUCGGUGAUCGUCCUUGACGAAGCCCACGAGCGGUCGUUGCAGACGGACAUUUUGUUUGGCAUUGUUAAGCGCGCCUUGGCUAGUCGUGGGGCCAAGAACGACCUGCGGGUCGUGGUCAUGUCGGCUACGUUGGACGUCGAGUUGUUCCACAACUUCUUUGCCGACAGUAAUCCAGCGGUCCUCCGCAUUCCAGGGCGGACACAUCCAGUGGACAUCUUCUACACGAUCAAGCCAUUGCCAGACUACUUGGACGCGGUCCUGAUCACGACGUUGCAAAUCCACCUGGACGAGAAGGACAUCGCGGGGUCCAUCCUUGUGUUUCUCACUGGCCAAGAAGACAUUGAAACGAUGGAAACGUUACUCAAUGACUAUGCCACCCGCCUGCCGCCGCAUGUGCCCAAGCUGUGGGUGUGUCCAAUCUUCGCCGCGAUGCCGCGGGAGACGCAGAUGCUUGCGUUUGAGCCUGCCCCACCCCAUGUGCGCAAAGUCAUUUUGGCCACCAAUAUCGCCGAAACGUCCAUUACAAUCAACGGCGUCCGGUUCGUUAUCGACACGGGACUGGUCAAGCAGCGGUCGUUCGUCGGGCACAUGGAGACGCUGCAGAUUGAACCGAUUUCCCAGGCCCAAGCGUGGCAGCGCAGCGGGCGGGCGGGGCGCGAGGCCCCUGGCGUGUGCUACCGCCUCUUCCCUGAAGCCAAGUUUGAAGAGUUGGCGGCGCGCGCUAUUCCUGAAAUCAAACGGGUGAGCUUGGAGAUGGUUGUGCUGCAACUCAAGUGCAUGGGCAUCGACGACGUGCUGUCGUUUGAGUUUAUCGAGCGCCCCAACGUCAAGCACAUGCUGCACGCCUUAGAAAAGCUGUACGCGCUCGGCGCGUUUACAACCACGGGGGCUCUGACGGAAUUGGGUCGAAACAUGGCGAGCUUACCUGUCGACCCCAUGGCCUCCAUCAUGCUUUUGAAAGCCGUCGACUUGGACUGUGUCGGGGAUGCUGUCUCGAUCGUAGCCAUGCUCGCGGUCGAGUCCAUAUUUUACUCGCCCCGGGAUAACAAGGAGAAAGCAGCCGCAACUCGCGCGCCAUUUGUCUCAUCCGACGGCGACCAGCUCAUGCUGCUCAACGUGUACAACGCGUACGCAACAUGCAGCCCCAAGCAGCGCUUCAAGUGGGCCAAGGAUCACUUCAUCAACCUCCGUGCCAUGCAGCGCGUCGACAGCGUCCGUGACCAGCUCGUGCGCUACCUCCGCCAAGCUAAGCCGGACGCGGACAUGGCGUCGUCGGCACUCCCCGACACGAUUCCCGUGCGGCGGGCGAUGGUCGCCGGCUUCUUUCUCAACUCGGCCACCCGCCAAAAGUCGGCGCUGAAUGGGACCCAGGCGUACCACACCAUGUGCCUGCCCAAGAAGGAAGAGGUCAAGGUGCAUCCAUCGAGCGUGAUGUUUAUGCGGAAUCCCGCGCCCCGGUACGUGCUGUUCAACGAGCUUGUGUUUACAAGCAAGCAGUACAUUCGAGGCGUGGUGCCGAUCGAAAAGGAAUGGCUGGUGGACGCCGCCCCCAAGUUUUUCACCAAGGUUGGCGGCCACGUGAAUUAGUACGCUCGUACUACUAAACCUCAGACGAAUGUACUAGUAGUACGAUGUGGUCAUACACGUCUACGAGU